CGGUCUGAUGGCAGGGGACGAGGGCGAUCCACCCCCUUCCUCCCCGCCUGCUCUCAGCCCUCGGGGACCUCUGGUCUCUUCCAGAGCUGGAGAAAAUGCAGUCGGCGCCUGAGACUGCGCUUCCUUUGCAGCCCGCUGCUUUGAAGAACACGGGGAAGAGGUGGACAGGAGCGUGCGGGGGGCAUCUCCUGCCUUGCUCCCCGCCCCGCUGCAGGUGACUGCCUGGAGAAGGAGGGAGCGAGGUAUAUUAUUCUUGUGGUGCAGUGUUGGAAUCCAUGGAAAGAGGUCUGAUUUUAUCCCCCGGUUUUCCAAACAACUACUACCCAGGGACGCACUGCGUAUGGCAGUUUUUCAUUCCUGUGCAAACUCAUCUUAUCCUGGAAAUUUUUGAUUUUGAUAUAUUUGCGAGCUCAAGUGAAACUCCUGAGCCCUGGGAUGGCUUUACAUCUCCUCCUACAAGAAGAAAUAAGGAAAUGCCUUCCAGUGAAGAAAGCUUGGAUUUUCCCACCUCUCUUCCUACCACAAAAUCCUUUCUUCAGACCUGGAUGGCAAGGGUGACUCACAAUCUCAACAGCCCAGGACCUCAGUCAAAAUUCCUUGAUGGCCUCCAUGAUGAAUUCCCAGGAACCACCUUAAAAAAAGAUGAAGCCAAACAAGCAUCUGAAGAAAAACAGUUGAAACAGAUGGAAGAACCCAAAGAAAUAGCCAGGACUCAGCCAGGUGGACUGUCAUUCACUGUGGCUGGCAAUGCUGCAGUGCCAAGGCAAAAUAUCAGUGGCUUGGAAAUGAACAAAGAUUUGAAAGGGAAAAUACUGCUUGCUCACCUCACUGCAAGAGAGGGAGACCAGGUCAUUGGAGAAAGCCAGACUCUUUCCACAACAGCUCUGCCAACAGAAAGCUCUUCCUCACAGCAGCCUUCAAUAGAUGUAUGUCCCCAUGAUGUCUUGUAUGUUUCUGACCUCAUCACAUUUUCCUCUCGCUUUUGUGGGACAAAUUCACCUUUAAACAAGACCAUGGUCUUUGGUUCUUCUCUGGAGAUGGUGGAGGUUAUUAUGGAGCUGAUCACCACCACAGACCGUGGACGGGGUUUUGCAAUGCUCUUUGAAUACAAGAACAUCACUAAACCUAGCAGUGUAGAUGCUGGGAGGCAAGCAGGAAAGGAAAACAUGAUGAUGCUUACAGUAGUAAUGGGAAUUAUCAUUUUUGCACUCAUUCUUUUGUCCACCCUCUGCAUAACUUGCAGGCAGAAAAUGUGUCCCAAAAGGAGCCCUGCCAAUGUGCACAGUGACCAGGAGAAUGGGAUCCAGAACUCUGCUGUUGAUAUCAAUGAGCUCCAGCUUGUGGUGCCAAGUCGAGAGAAUGAAAACAACAACCACUCUGUCAGCUGGGAGCAAGUGGUCACUUCAUCUGGUGGCAGCACAGACCUCUCUCCUCAGCUGACUGACCCAGAUGUGCCUUCUUCCACAUCAGCAGUGACCACUGAAACUGGGAGUGAUGAAGUAUUUAUUAUUUCAGCUGGCCCUGGUCCCAGUGGGUUGAGUUUUACCACAUACAGAAUACAGGACAAAAAACUAAAGAGAAGUAUCACGAGUCCAGCCUCUGUGUCCAGUUGGCUGACUUCUGAUCACUUGGCCCCAGGAGCAGGCACCAUCGACAAAGGGAAUGUAGCAGCAGAAAACCAUUAUUCAAGACAACGAACUUGGAGUGCCCGAACUUUUCAAGAUUUAUUGGCUCCAAUACCUCAGUUACAGAAAAAAUGGCGCAGUUGGAGCACUACCAGCCCCUUCAGCAAGCUGGUGGACAGCGGUCAUUUUUCUACAUCUUCAAGAAACCAGGGUGCAGCAACUAGAAAAGUAAUUUCUGACACUGAGGUAGAGGGCACCUCUGAGCCUGUUUACUCUGAUUCAUCCACCAGUAAUGCAUCAUACCCACUAACCCAGUCUGCACAGAGGCAGCGGAAGCUGAGCUCCUGUAACUUGAAGAAAUCCAGGUUUGGGAACCCCUACUUUGGGUUUUUAACCAGCUCCCCUGAUUGCAAACAUGCGAGGUCUUUGGAUUCUUCAAGACACUUGGGGGCCAUAUCUUCAAUUGACAGCCAAAGCCAGAGCCCAAAAAACUGUCUUGAAGGCUCCUUCCCUUUGAAAAGCAGUUUGGUCAGUGGCUCAAAGACCAAGGAGUUCUCAUUAGAAACAGACAAAGCCAGUCACACCUUUGUUAUUUCUGAAGAAGGGGAUGAUCAGCAACCUUUGGUCCUAGCAGAGCAUCUGAGUCAAUGUGGAGAGGCUCUGCCUGAGCAAACUUUCACAUGUGUUCCAGUGAAGGCUAGGCUGGAUAAAUCACCUGUGGCUCUGACUGGAAAGGGAGAUGGGCCUGUUAGGCACCCCAACUUCAUACCUGAUGUCCCUCUUUGGGGAAAGUCUCCUGGCUUAGGCAAGGAACAUCUGAGGACCUGUAGCUCUUCCAGAGACCAGCAUAGAUCACCUAUUGCAGGCACCAGUACCACUAAAUCAUCACAGAAGAGUGAUGCCAUGGAUGCUUGUACAUCAAGUCAAACGUCAGUUCAGUGAUGCUUUCAGACUUAACCUGAGCGACUAAAAGCAUCAGGGUGCAAGAACAGAUGCACUAAGCUGCUGUUAUCUUCUGUGGUGGAACAGUCAGGCCUGUGGGGAGUGGCAACUUUGCUUAAUUUGUUUCUCCUCCCUAUCAGCAGAGUAGAGUUAUGGGUAUAAACUGACAGCAGUGUGUAAAAGUCAUAUUCAUCAUGUUCACCUGGGCUUAAUGAAUGUAACGAAGUCCUAGCCCUAGUUCCAUUCUUCUGGCAUGGAAUUUUGAUUGCAAAGUAUGGAAGAGUGAUGAAAUGACUCCAUAAACAGGUUUUAAUACUGAAUAACCAUGAUCUUGCAGUAGGGUAAAGGAAAAAUUUGAUUUACAACUUUGGCUUGUGGUGUGAAAUGGAAACCAGUCCUCAGGGUCUUUGUGAUAUUUCUUUUUGUAUUUUUUUGUCUACAGUAUAUGAACCAAAUUCGGCUCUCGGGCACAUCUGCACAAUUCAAGUUACACCUGGCUAGCUAGCCAAGGGUAGAAUUUGAACUUGCAUGUUUAUGGAUUUAAAAAAAACAAACAAACACAUUAAUUUCUUUUAAACCAUGUUUCUAUAGCUGGUGACUUUCACUUGGGCACAAAGCCUAAUUAUCAACUGUUUUCUGGUUAUUAAAAGACAUCUAGGCCUUCAGACACCAUAGUAGUGAAAGUAAAGUGUUAGCAUUCUGUCUGAUGUCAUCCAAAUUAACAUAAGCUCCAACAUUUCAGUAGCAUGUCACGCUUUCUACCUUCUUUGUUUUGUUAUUUUUAGCAGACACACAUUAAGGGAGCACUACAUUCUUUUUAAGCAAUUCUUCAUGGCAACAGGAAUAUGUAUACAAGGUAACAAAAUAGUUAGUAGGAAUAAAGUUAUCAGUGUCCGUUUCUUGAUAGUUUAUAAUACUGCUCUUUAUAAUACUGUAUUAACCAACUAUUUAUUGCUGGUAACGCACAUUGACUGGAGAACUAUUUUCCCUUCCUUCAGCAGGCAAGACUUAAAGACUAAGUGGGGCAGACUUCAGAAUGCUCUCUGUAGAAAUGAACUCCUAAGUCGCUGUGCCACCCUGAUUUAAAGCCAAGGUUUGCAACAUAAGACUGAACCAAAGGGAAUUCUGCUAAUCCGAUUGCCUUUAAGAACUGUAUCAGUAUUUUAAUCGCCUCCCAAUGAUAUUUUACUGUUUCAGCAAGAAGUACAUGUGUACGCAAGCUACAACAAGCAUGAUCUGGCUUUCCUAAAGUUAAGGAAUUUUUUUGUGGACUGCUUUAAACUGAUAAAAGGCUCCAAAUACACCAUAAGACAGGUGCGAGAAGGGGGGGGGGGAAUCAACAAGUCAAAUCUGCCUCAUGUCCACUAUACCAUGAAUCAAAUGAGGGAUCUUAAUCCUUCCAGACAAAGGCAUCCAAGUCUGGCUUCUAAAAAACUUAACCCCAGUUUGGUCCUGACUUAUUUAUGAUUUCAUCUGCUAUUCUAGCUUUCCUCUGCCAUCUCUUAGUGUCUGAAAUGCAUAACACAUGGUCAUAAUUUUGUUUAGCAUUUGUUUAUGCACACAGAAUUAGAACUAUUGUGUGGUAAUGACAGUGGUCACAUUGAAGAAGAAUAUGCCUUUUGGUAGCUUGUUCUCCAAAAAUGAACCACACAAAGAGGCCUCAGCUAACUUUAAUAUCUACCAGUCUGCCCUAAACAAAGAACACAGAACCCUAGCUCUAGGUUUUUUUUAAUAGUACAUGAAUUAAAGGGAAGAGUUAAUAUAUUUAUGACUUAAAACGUUUAGAUUUCUGCAAUACUCUGUAUUUUAAUAAAGAAUGUAAUUGUGUUGGCUUCCAUAUACAAUGCUACAUUGUAAUGCAAAAGCAUUACGCUAUGUUACUUAUGUUGUUAGAUUUCUAAUUAUCAAGAACUGAGGAAUCAUCUUCAAAAAUAUUACUUGGGUGACCAGUACCCAUCAGCAACUGCUGUUGGGGAUGGGUGGAGAGGGGAAAAGAACAAAAUACUUUACAAUAAAAGUAUCACAUGUUAA
Molecule: messenger RNA, 4598 nt
Organism: Gavialis gangeticus (Gharial)
Lineage: Eukaryota; Metazoa; Chordata; Crocodylia; Gavialidae
Exons: 7
Coding region: 276-2567 (763 amino acids)
Source: RefSeq, a predicted model, not a curated record